Messenger RNA from Diospyros lotus (date-plum), 779 nucleotides. RefSeq lists its product as uncharacterized. NCBI's taxonomy places the organism in Eukaryota, Viridiplantae, Streptophyta, Magnoliopsida, Ericales, Ebenaceae. Bases 115 to 555 code for a protein of 146 amino acids. The transcript is spliced from 2 exons. The record is from RefSeq and is a predicted model, not a curated record.
UUCAAAGCAGUAGCUCACGGGACGAUUCCAGAGAGAGGAAACGAGAAGAGCUCUACGCACGCAGACUUUCUUUCCCCCUCUGUAAUCUCCGCCAACGCACUGAGAGAGAGAGAGAUGGCUCACAGCGAAGCUCAGGUCGGCACGGCUGAAGUGAUGGCCUCGGAAGGCGGUGGGCGGCGAAGCAAUCCGAAUACGAAUCGGAAUCCGAAUCCAAUCGCUUCUCUUUUAUCGAUGUUGAAUAUCUCAAACUUGUUUCCGCCGCCGAAGAGAGACGCGAAUAAGGCGGAGCCGCCGGCGAGACCGCUGGGCGGCGGCGACAGCAAUGAGGCGAAGCAGGAGGAGAAGCCGGUGGUGGUGAAGGUUCCACGCCCUCAGACCGAGCUGCCUUCCCUGAAGCUCGAAGCGGAGGGGUCUGAGCAGAACACUAACCCUAUCGUUCUUUGGCAGGUUUAUGCAAUUGGAGGGUUCUUUGUUUUAAAGUGGGUGUUGGCAAGAUGGAAUGAGAGGUCCAAAAAGAGAUCAUCUGAUGAAGAGCCAUCUCCAGGUGAUGACUAGUUUUUCGGUUCCAAUGGAUUCUCCUUAUGGCAAUGUAUAAAUUUGCUAGAUAGUGAACCGAGACCACCUUGCUUUUGUUAUGGGUGCGUUAGCAUUCUAAGGCAGGCAUGUAUGUGGAACCACAUCAAAAUUGCUCAGUUUUAUGGACUUCUGUAUAAUUUGCUAGAAGCGUACAACACGGGCUGAUUGUGAGAUCUUAAAAUAUGAAACAAAUUCUCAGUUAA